This is a messenger RNA of Tachysurus vachellii, 1364 nucleotides long. Its product is annotated as E3 ubiquitin/ISG15 ligase TRIM25-like. The transcript has 2 exons. The record is from RefSeq and is a predicted model, not a curated record. Lineage: Eukaryota; Metazoa; Chordata; Actinopteri; Siluriformes; Bagridae. Bases 1 to 1146 code for a protein of 381 amino acids. Gene Ontology annotation, molecular function: protein binding; zinc ion binding.
AUGGCAGAGGCCAGUAUUUCAGUAGGUCAGGAUCACUUCAGCUGUUCAGUGUGUCUGGAUCUCCUGAAUGAUCCAGUGACUACUCCCUGUGGUCACAAUUUCUGUAUGGUGUGUAUUAAUGCUCACUGGGAUCAGGAGGAUGUGAAGGGCAUCUACAGCUGUCCUCAGUGUAGAGAGACUUUCACUCCAAGGCCUGUUCUACGCAGGAACAACAUGCUGGCUGAAGUGGUGGAGAAACUGAAGAAGACUGAACUCCAAGCUGCUUCUCCUGCUCACUGUUACGCUGGACCUGGAGAUGUGGAGUGUGAUUUCUGCACAGGGAGAAAACACAAAGCCGUCAAGUCCUGUCUGGUUUGUCAGGCCUCCUAUUGUGACGAUCAUCUUAAACCUCACUAUCAGUCUCCUGCCUUUAAGAAGCACAAGUUAGUUGAAGCCUGUGCAGAGCUCCAAGAGAAGAUCUGCUCUGAACAUGACAAACUGAUGGAGAUCUACAGUCGUACUGACCAAAGCCUCAUCUGUUACUUGUGUACGAUGGAAGAACACAAAGGUCAUGAUACAGUUUCAGCUAAAGCAGAAAGAACUAAAAAACAGCUAACAUGUGGACAUUUUAUUACUGUAGAUUUAUGUUAUCUGACUCUGGAUCCAAACACAGUACAUCCUGUACUCAUUCUGUCUGAGAAUAACAGAGUGGUGACACGGAGUGAGACACAACAGCAAUACUCUGAUCAUCCAGAGAGAUUUGACUCUUGCCCUCAGGUGUUGUGUAAGGAGAGUGUGUGUGGACGCUGUUACUGGGAGGUGGAGAGGAGCGGUUAUGUGGACAUAUCAGUUUCAUAUAAAGAGAUCAGCAGGAAAGGACAGGGUGAUGAGAGUUUGUUUGGACACAACAGUCAGUCCUGGAUUCUGUGGUGUUGUUCUUCCUAUGUCUCUUUCUGGCACAACAGCAUUGAGACUGAGCUCCGAGGUCCAUCAUCCUCCAGGAUAGGAGUGUAUGUGGAUCACAGUGCAGGAACUCUGUCCUUCUACAGCGUCUCUGACACCAUGAGGCUCCUCCACAGAGUCCACACCACAUUCACUCAGCCUCUAUACACUGGAUUCAGGAUGGGUAAUAAUAACUCAUAUGUGAGGUUUUGUGAUCCAAAAUAAAAAGUUAGUAAAAGUGUUUAUAAAAACUAUAAGUGAGGUGUGAGAUUUAAUUUGUCCCUGAGCUACACUGGACAUUUUGUGUGCAGAAACUGGAACAGUAAUGAAUGCAGAAUGUAGAAACAGACUAUUUAACUGUAUGCACUAUUAGGAUGGGUUUAUUAUAGUUGAUAUAAAAAUGUUCAAUGUCUCCUCAGAAAUAAUAAACUUUACUCAAACUG